Messenger RNA from Acanthosepion pharaonis, 891 nucleotides. Lineage: Eukaryota; Metazoa; Mollusca; Cephalopoda; Sepiida; Sepiidae. The record is from the annotation of a GenBank genome assembly.
AUGCUUUUCUUAAAGUUUUCCAUACCAUUUCAGAAUAUUCCUGCCUUUGUCCUACAACUCCCACAAAUAUUAUUUCUUUCAAAAACUAAGUCUUUUUCUUUCCUUUUCUCAGCAUUUGGUAAUGCCAAAACUGCCAGGAAUGACAACUCUUCAAGAUUUGGAAAAUACAUGGACAUAGAAUUUGAUUUCAAAGGCGACCCAAUUGGGGGUGUCAUAACAAAUUACUUAACUUUUCAUUUUGAUACCAAUAUUUUUCUCUUUCUUUUAUUCUCUCACUUCCCCUCUCUCUCUUUCUUUUAUUCUCUCACUUCCUCUCUCUCUUUCUUUUAUUCUCUCACUUCCUCUCUCUCUUUCUUUUAUUCUGUCUCACUUCCUCUCUCUCUCUUUCUUUUAUUCUCUCACUUCCCUCUCUCUCUUUCUUUUAUUCUGUCUCACUUCCCUUCUCUUUUAUUCUCUCUCACUUCCCUUCUCUUUUAUUCUCUCUCACUUCCCUUCUCUUUUAUUCUCUCUCACUUCCCCUCUCUUUUAUUCUCUCACUUCCCCUCUCUCUUUUAUUCUCUCUCACUUCCCCUCUCUCUUUUAUUCACUCUCACUUCCCCUCUCUCUUUUAUUUGCUCUCACUUUCCCUUUCUCUCUUUUAUUCUCUCUCACUUUCCCUUUCUCUCUUUUAUUCUCUCUCACUUUCCCUUUCUCUCUUUUAUUCUCUCUCACUUUCCUUUCUCUCUUUUAUUCUCUCUCACUUCCCCUUUCUCUCUUUUAUUCUCUCUCACUUCUCCUUUCUCUCUUUUAUUCUCUCUCACUUUCCCUUUCUCUCUUUCUUUUCUUCUCCCUUAUUUCCUCUCUCUCACACCCUAUUUUCCUUUGGUUUUCACAGUCUGCAUUUUUUUGUAA